AUGGCCUCACCAUCCGGGCCCUCGACACCACCACCACCACCACAAGAACCAGAAGAUGACAGCGACACGAGCUCUCUCUCCGACCCGCCCUCCGAGCUCUUCUCGCCCUCACCACUCGUCACCAAGCAGCCCAGGCAAGUGUCCCCAUCACCCAUCCCGAAAGGCUACCGGAUCAACUCCAUAACCGGUAGCCUCAUGGUCGACCCCAAAUCGCGUGACUACGUGGCCAACUUCCGCGCGAUGUAUCACCCCGACGUCGACUUCUCUUCGGGUCGGUACAUCGACGAGGGAGCAUAUGCGGUUUCGGUUCGACAUGUGCCGCCGAAUGUGCCCAAGGAGAGUCGUCCAUUGGCGGCGCCUUUGGGUCUUGCGACGAAGGGGGAUGUGGAUCGGUAUCGAGGACCGAAUGUGACCCCGAAGCGGGCUGAGGAUGCUGUCAAGGAGGAACAAGAGCCUGCGUCUGUGAAGCUUGAGGUUCCGACAAGUGCCAAGCGGCCGUAUCCUUUCCACGAGGACGAGAGCUGGGCGGCGAGCUUGGCGAAGACGCCGAAGAGAAAUGGCAAGGAGGAGGCUGAUGGAGUCGUCGAUUGCAAGGAGGAAGACGAGGGUGACACGACUCUGACGGAUCCUGCAAUGUCGGCCACUCCGCCAGUCAAAAACUUCCGCAUUCGUUGA
This is a messenger RNA of Zasmidium cellare ATCC 36951, 675 nucleotides long. RefSeq lists its product as uncharacterized. Lineage: Eukaryota; Fungi; Ascomycota; Dothideomycetes; Mycosphaerellales; Mycosphaerellaceae. The transcript has a single exon. The record is from RefSeq and is a predicted model, not a curated record. Bases 1 to 675 code for a protein of 224 amino acids.